GAAAAAAAAAUUAGGUAUUGUUUUUUCUCACUCGCACAUUACCUGGUAUAGAGCAUGCUCGGUCUAUCUAUACUAUGUCUAUGGUAGAAUCCUUACUGUACAAAUGCUGUGCUAAUUGGUUAUUAAUUAACGUUAUGCGCAAGUUUCGGAAAUUAUCCCAAUUAAAAAGACGAAGAGAACGAACAUUGAACGUCCGUCUUCCCUACACAAUAAAAGACAAAAAAGACAUUGAAAGUUUAUUUGAAGGUAAUUUUUACGUGAAACUGCCAAGACAAUCUAGCAGAUCGUGUCACGUCGUCUUUUCUACCGUGGAGGAAAAACUUAACAACUACAAACAUGCAAAAAAUAAAACGGUUAAUGGGAAACGAAUUGUUAUUCAAUCACUACAUGAUCUUGCAUUUGUGAAAGAUACAAAAGACAGGAAGAUAAAAAAGAAAAUUUUUAUACCUGAAAUUAAACCAGAUAUUAAAAUUACACAAACGCUAUUUAUCUCAAACAUAGCAAAUGGAACAAAAGUGCAUGAAAUACGAGGUGCCAUUCCUGGGUGUGUUCGUGUAACCUUAUUAAAACCUUAUAAUAAAGACUUUAGGAGCGCAAUAGUUAAAAUGGAAAAUAUUCAAAUAGCAGCAAAGUAUCUCAAGGAAAAGCAGAGAUGGCCAAUUUUGAAAGGAUAUAAAAUAUGUAUGAAGUCAGAUACAAGAACUAAACACAAAAAGACAAAUCUUACAAAUGUCUUGAAGCUUUAUAAUGAGAACACAAUGGAGGAUUAUAAGCUCAGUGAGAAUUUAAAUUAUAUAGAGAAUAAUAAUGAUACUUAAGAGUAAAGAAGAGAGUGUGUAAUUAAUAAAGAUAAGAUUUUAGCUUGAAA
Molecule: messenger RNA, 868 nt
Organism: Pogonomyrmex barbatus (red harvester ant)
Lineage: Eukaryota; Metazoa; Arthropoda; Insecta; Hymenoptera; Formicidae
Molecular function (GO): nucleic acid binding
Source: RefSeq, a predicted model, not a curated record